Aspergillus tanneri is the source of this 1452-nucleotide messenger RNA. RefSeq lists its product as uncharacterized. Gene Ontology annotation, cellular component: endoplasmic reticulum; membrane. The record is from RefSeq and is a predicted model, not a curated record. Lineage: Eukaryota; Fungi; Ascomycota; Eurotiomycetes; Eurotiales; Aspergillaceae. Gene Ontology annotation, molecular function: cholestenol delta-isomerase activity. Gene Ontology annotation, biological process: sterol metabolic process. The transcript is spliced from 4 exons. Bases 1 to 1452 code for a protein of 483 amino acids.
AUGUCGACCGCCGCGCGCUUUACCCUUGACAUGGCGACCUGUCUCUGCAUCGGCUUCGCCAUGUCGUUCAUGCCUCUUGCCUACAUUCUCGGACGCACACUGAUCCCGUCGACACACAUGCGCAACCGGAUCCUGUUCUUCUGGCACGCGUACGACGCUCUGACCCAUCUCUUCAUCGAGGGAUCAUUCCUCUACGAAUGCUUCACCAGCUACACGACCAUCCCUGUGGGAUUCACCCGGGAGCCCUUCUUCCUCGGGCACAAGGACCGAGUCUACGGCGCGGCAUACGGGGUCGGGCCCAGUGCGCGUUUGUGGCAGGAAUAUGCCAAGGCAGAUUUCCGCUGGGCGACCGCGGACCCGAACGUGAUCUCGUUGGAGAUCCUAACAGUGUGUCUGGGGGGACCGGCGGCAGUCUACAUCUGUUAUCUUCUGUGGAGUUGUUCGCGGAGUCAGUCCGGCGCACCAGUUCGAGGAUCCGCUAAGGCGAAAUUGUGGCUGAUUGCGCCGGCACUCGCCACCGCCGAGUUGUACGGUGGGUUCAUGACAUUUGCGCCGGAGUGGCUUACCGCCAGUUCGCAGCUGGCGACGGAUAAUCCGGUGUAUCUGUGGUUUUAUCUCUUCUUUUUCAACACAUUGUGGGUGUUUGUUCCGCUGUGGGUGUUGUGGGAGGGGGGGAAGGAGCUGCGGGUGGCAUUUGUAAAGGCCGAGGGAGAUGACAGGAAGAGGAAACCCUAUAUGAUCCUAAUGGGAUACCUUGUGGAUACCUCAGGCCCUAUGUGUCCUAAACUGGAACAUGCCAAGAACAGCGGCGCCUCCAUCCUCUUCACAAUUCUCUACCUCUUCCCCACCGGCUACCAUCUCUACACAACGAUUCUCGCCCCUCGAAAAUCAACCUACAACCGCGCAGGAUACUUCAUUCCGAUUCUCAUCGGCGCGGGGCUCGAAGUAGCUGGGUAUGCGACCCGAUGCGCGAGCGUGAAACAACCAGACAGUGUAGGGCUCUACGCGACGUCGUCGACGUUGAUCGUGAUUGCGCCGGUAUUUAUCUGCGCGAGUUUAUAUGUUCUUCUGCGUCGAUUGAUCGAGUCUGGAUUUGGAUCUGGAUCCGGAUAUGAGAAGACGGGAUCGAAGACUGUUCUUGGCGUGGUGCGCGUAAAAUGGCUCCCGUGGAUAUUUGUGACUUUGGACAUUAUUAGUUGUUUAACGCAAGGAUCGGGCAGUGGGAUUGCAUCCGCAGGAGACUGGAAAGGGGAUCAGAAAGAUGUGCGCUCGGUUUAUCGCGUCAUAGAAUUCGCUCUGGGCAUUGAUGGAUAUCCAUUUAAUCACGAGUGGCCGCUGUAUGUGCUCGAGGCAGUGCCCAUGCUGGCGGCGAUAACUGUUCUGGGAUGGUAUCAUCCUGGACGGUGGUUACAGACGAGUGCAGCGGAUUUGGAGACAAAUAUCGGACUGUAG